AUGAAUCUAACACAAGGUUACUUUAGUGAUCGCUGUGUGCAUAGAUGUGUAUUUCCAAAUUAUGGGAAAUACUGUCAGCAAGUGUGUCAGUGUAAACAGUCUGAUUGUGAUCAUGUAACCGGAUGUAGACAAAUUCAAGGUUGUAGCCUUCCUAAUACUAAAUCAGCUGGGAGAGAAACAUGCCUUCCAAACAUCAUCUCACAUGGACUCACACCAAAUGACUCGUGCUGGGCUGACCUAUUAGCUAACAUGAGCAAGGGUUCCUUUUGUUUUGACCUAGUUUCCACAACUGAACAUUUUUGUGUAGAUUCUUCAGGUAGAUAUUUUACCUCUGCUUUAGCACAGUAUGUACACUCGACGUCAGCGCUAGAUCUACAGGAUAAAGCAUCUGCAUCCCCAUGCAAGCGACCUGGCAUGUGUUCUAUUUCAAAUUGGUGCAAAAAUGGGCAACACGCAGAUGUUUUAAAUGAUUCUUUGGAAUAG
This is a messenger RNA of Saccostrea cuccullata (small rock oyster), 483 nucleotides long. RefSeq lists its product as uncharacterized. The record is from RefSeq and is a predicted model, not a curated record. Bases 1 to 483 code for a protein of 160 amino acids. The transcript is spliced from 5 exons. NCBI's taxonomy places the organism in Eukaryota, Metazoa, Mollusca, Bivalvia, Ostreida, Ostreidae.